Eleginops maclovinus (Patagonian blennie) is the source of this 3149-nucleotide messenger RNA. Its product is annotated as protein FAM200A-like. NCBI's taxonomy places the organism in Eukaryota, Metazoa, Chordata, Actinopteri, Perciformes, Eleginopidae. The record is from RefSeq and is a predicted model, not a curated record. Bases 315 to 2387 code for a protein of 690 amino acids. The transcript has 2 exons.
UAUCUACCUUCAUAAUCACAGCCAAAGAGAAAUAAUGAGUGCUUCCUGAAUUGAUGGUCACAUGACAACACAUUUCCCUAGAUCAGGGGUUUUCAACCGGUGGUCCGCGGACCCCUGGUGGUCCGCGGCGGCAUUGCAUGUGGUCCGUGACAAGAGCCUAUGUUGAUCAGUUCACCAUUGUUUUUUUUUAAUAUAAAUUCGCUUUGAUAUUUCAACACAUUUCCAGAAUACCGUUACAUAUCGUGAAAAAUAUUUUUAAAAUAAUAUAAAGGAAAUUCAAGCUGACAGAAUGUAGCCUUGCGCCUAUCCAGUCUAUGGUAGCCUGUGAUUCGCUAAUGGUAAUGAGUUGCGUCGCUAACCUCACUUAUUAUUCAUUACGUACAGUCUUGCGAGCAAAGUUGACACACAUUUAUAAGCAUAGCCGACGAGAGUAUUUUAAGAUAGGUUGUAGUACAGCAAACAUUUGUUACAUAUGUACUAGUCUAGCUAUAUAUCUAGCACCAAUGGAUCGUUUUGUAGUGAGGAAAGUGCCAGAGGGACAGGCUGCCAUGACAGAGGGUCAGGCUGCCACGACAGAGGGACAGGCCGCCACGAUAGGGCAAGGACAGGCUUCCGAAGCGUCAACUUCGCAAAAAAGACGAAAAAGAAAAUACAAUGAGGAAUAUGUUAAAUAUGGAUUCACAGUGACGACAGACAGAGCAGGAGAGGAGGUACCACUGUGUUUCGUAUGUUCAACAAUUCUCUGUAAUGAAGCUAUGAAGCCGUCGAAACUUACGCGGCAUAUGGAGACGCAUCACGUCCACUUGAAGGCCAAACCCGUUGAGUACAUGCAACAGAUGUUGCGUGAUUUCAAAGGACAGCCGGCUACCAUGAGGAAGAGUGCAAAAAUAAAUGAAAACGCACUGAAAGCAUCGUAUCUGGUCGCUCUCAGGGUUGCAAAAAGUAAGAAGCCCCAUACCAUUGCAGAGCAGCUUAUAUUGCCAGCAGCCAUAGAUAUGUGCAGAGCUAUGGUAAGCGAAGAAUGUGCCAACAAAUUAAAAACUAUUCCGUUGUCAGACAACACAAUCGGAAGACGAAUUGGGGAAAUGGCAAAUGAUGUCAAAGACCAGCUGAUGGCAAAACUUCAGACAGUUCUGUUUUCCCUUCAAAUCGACGAGACGACAGAUGUUACUAAUGAUGCGCAACUGUUAACAUUUGUGCGAUACGAGGACAGUGGCACUAUGUGCGAGGAAUUUCUUUUUUGCAAACCACUGCCCGGGCGAACUACCGGUGUAGAAAUAUUUAAAGCACUGGACGAUUUUUUCACGGAGCACAAUAUCUCGUGGCAGAGGUGCGUUGCAUUAUGCAGCGAUGGGGCCCGAGCCAUGAGUGGCAGCAAGACUGGACUGUUUGCGCAUGUAAGGAGGGUGGCUCCGGGGGUAAUUUGGACACACUGCCUGAUUCAUAGAGAGGCUCUCGCCUCCAAAGAUCUCAGUGUUGAGCUCAGUGGUGUGUUUGAUGUCGUUGUCAAGACGGUCAACUUCAUAAAACGAAACGCAUUGAAUACACGCCUGUUUUCAUCCCUAUGCCAUGACUUGGGAAGUGAACACAGCUCUCUCCUUUAUCAUUCAGAGGUGCGUUGGCUGUCUCGCGGCGCUGUGCUCGCCCGUGUGUUUGAACUACGCGGAGCUAUCUACGAGUUCUUGUGCGAGAAGCAUUCUGAUCUGGCUUCCAAUUUCAACGAUAGUUACUGGUUAACUAAGCUGGCGUACCUCACAGAUGUUUUUGCAGAGCUGAACAAGUUGAACAGCUCCAUGCAAGGGAGAGAUGCAAACGUCAUGCAGCUCUACGAGAAGCUCGACGCAUUUGUGAAAAAAAUGUCAAAGUGGAUCGAACGAGUGGAGAGCAAUAACUUGGCGAUGUUUCCUUCAGUUGAGGAAUACCCUGACAGCACUGACAUCAACGACACUAUAUGUGAGCAUUUGAGGAAGCUUGUGCGUCAAUUCGCAAAGUACUUCACUGAUUCGGAAGAGUGGCGCCGUGACAGCAAGUGGAUCCUGCUCCCAUUCAGUGACGAUGCAUCAGUAGGGUCAAGUCUGACGGCUGUGGAAGAGGAUAAGCUGAUUGAGAUGUCCACAGACUCUGUCAGGAGGCAUAUGUACGACACACAGCCCCUUGUUAAAUUCUGGAUAAGUUGCCAGACAGAAUUUCCACAGCUUGCUGCAAAAGCAAUGAGGUGUCUUUUGCCCUUUCCAACCACAUACCUGUGUGAGAGUGGUUUUUCUACACUGGCGUACUUAAAGAAUAAGUACAGGGAUCCAGAGAAUGACAUGAGACUGUCUCUGUCUACCAUUUCGCCACGAAUAGACAGGCUGUGUGGACUUCACCACGCCCAGAUAUCACACUGACAGCAGGUGAUUGGUGACAGGUCUGUCCUGGCUGGGUUAUAAAAGCCCUGACCAGCCAGCAGUUGAGGCUGCCUUGGUCUUCAUUUGUUGGAUUUUGGUUCUCCGGUGUUGUUGGAUUUUUGUUCUCCGUUGUUGUUUUGUCACACACCUAGACUGACUUUGCAUGACAUUUUUAGUUACUUUUCCCAAUACUGAAUUGCACAACACUUUAUUAUUCUUUAUUCUUUCUUUAAAAUAAUCUUUAAUUUAAUUUAAUUUAAUAAAUCUACUUUUAUUAUUAUAAAAUCUGCGUGGCCUCUCUUUCAUGUUUCAUGCAUUGAGCUAUGCAUGUAACACCAAAUACACACGCGCACGCGCAGGCACAUCAGUGGGCCGCGGAUUGCUUUCUAGUCCGAAUGGUGGUCCCUGGGACAAAACCAGUUGAAAACCCCUGCCCUAGAUAACAGGGUGGAUCAAUUUAACCACUGGCUCAUCUUACCCACUCUCCCCUUUGUUUAUUUUAUUUGUUUGAUUUCUUAUAUCCAUAAAGCAUUAACCUGCUGUCAGGUCUUAACCCUAACUUCUACAUGUUUAACAUGAAAAUAUACCCUGAAAACUGAAAGACACAUUUCACAGUAAAUAACCACCAAUGUAACAAUAUUGAUCUUCACACACUUGUGUUGUUAAAUUCUCCGAAGGGCACAGAAAUAACUGCCUUUCUAAGAAGAGAGCAAAGUGAGAAGAAACAAUAACCGAUUAUAAGUAAAAAUUAUUGAAAUUCAA